Messenger RNA from Angiostrongylus costaricensis, 951 nucleotides. The record is from the annotation of a GenBank genome assembly. Lineage: Eukaryota; Metazoa; Nematoda; Chromadorea; Rhabditida; Metastrongylidae.
AUGAAUGAAGCAACUACCACGUCUGUAUUACAAGGGGACUCUAACUACUGUAUCUACAUGUACUUUGUUCUUUAUACGGUACCAACCCGCCACUCACUAGCACUGAACGACGAUCUGCUUACACCUCCAGUGUUGUCCUUCGAUGUGAAGCUAGAGUUGGACCAGUUACCGAGUUCGAUGACAUCUUCGACUGUAGUGGAGAGUCGUGACUCAUUCAACUCAUCGCCAGUUGAAAGUCGAACAGAAGUGCAGAAUCCGUCAGAUGUUAACAGCAUGCGGAAACCGUUUAGGUGUGUUUCGCGAUCUGCAAAAGCGAAACGAUUACGGUUCUAUCGCAACGGCGACCAGUACUAUAAAGGAUUGUGGUAUGCUCUACGUAUCGAUCGUGUUCGAAGCAUGAAACCAUUAAUGGAGGAUCUAUCGAAAACAAUGGGUGACUCGGCCGCCCUUCCUCUUGGCAUACGACAUAUAUUCAGCAUAGACGGACAAUUAAGGAUAACCGACAUAGAUCAUACAGAGACGUUCAAAUCAGUUGAUUAUGCAAAUGCUCGUGAGCCGUAUUGGUGUUUUGCUCUUUCACGAGCAAGUAGACUGAACGAUAUCCCUUUGUUGAGCUUGCACGGGACAGAACAUGUUUCGGUUGAGCCUACACACUUUGUGUUUCCACGUAUCAUCACUGUAAUCCGGAAUGGUGUGAAACCCCGAAAAGUUAUCCGCCAUCUUUUGAACAAGAAAACUGCAAGAUCAUUCGAUCAAGUCAUGUCUGAUCUCACUUGCGUCGUGAAACUUGAUAGUGGUGCCAUUCGGAAACUGUUUUCCUUGGGAGGAAGUGCUGUGCUCACAUUGCAAGAUUUCUUCCGAGAAGAUGACGUUUUCAUUGCGUAUGGUAAUGAAAGAGCAAGUGCCGAUGAUUUUUUUGUAAUAUCUGAAGGUAAUAGUGUUUUUAUUUAA